Molecule: messenger RNA, 300 nt
Organism: Zasmidium cellare ATCC 36951
Lineage: Eukaryota; Fungi; Ascomycota; Dothideomycetes; Mycosphaerellales; Mycosphaerellaceae
Exons: 4
Coding region: 1-300 (99 amino acids)
Biological process (GO): mitochondrial electron transport, NADH to ubiquinone
Source: RefSeq, a predicted model, not a curated record
AUGGCCUCCAAGCAGCACGUCCUCUCCCUAUACCGCCGCUCCCUCAAGUUGGCCCUCGAUUGGGCUGUCCACCGAUAUGUCUGGCGCGGCCAGGCGCUGUACAUCAGAGGGCUGUUCGAGGCCAACAAGCACGUCACCCAGCCCAGACAGCAAAGAGAACUCCUAGAGCAGACCGAAGCGCUUCUUGAGAAGUGGAAGCACCCAGACCCAUACAGACCACCAACGGCACCGGGUGGCAGCAAGUACGAGCGCAACCUCCCUUGUCCGCACUUGGAUCCACCUCCACACAUGCAUCUGUAG